CUGCCUCCCGCCAGUAGGGAGCGGGCCGAGAGGGAACGCGGCGGCAGCGGCGGCCGGAGGAGUUCGAGGUCUGUGUGCCAGCGGUGGUGGGGCGCGCGCCGGCUCCGGAGCCCGCGGAGGCCGGAGUGAGGAGCCCGUCGUCCACCUUGUCGGCGCCUCGCCUCUGUGGAGGAACCGCAGCAGCUGGCGGGAUAUUAGAAAUGGCUACUCCUCAAUCAGUUUUUAUCUUUGCGAUCUGCAUUUUAAUGAUAACAGAAUUAAUUUUGGCCUCAAAAAGUUACUAUGAUAUCUUAGGUGUGCCAAAAUCAGCAUCAGAGCGCCAAAUCAAGAAGGCCUUUCACAAGUUGGCUAUGAAAUACCAUCCUGACAAAAAUAAGAGCCCUGAUGCUGAAGCAAAAUUCAGAGAGAUUGCAGAAGCAUAUGAAACACUCUCAGAUGCUAACAGGCGAAAAGAAUAUGAUACCCUUGGACAUAGUGCUUUUACUAAUGGCAAAGGACAAAGAGGUAGUGGAAGUUCUUUUGAGCAGUCAUUUAACUUCAAUUUUGAUGACUUGUUUAAAGACUUUGGUUUUUUUGGUCAAAACCAAAACACUCGGUCUAAGAAGCAUUUUGAAAAUCAUUUCCAAACACGCCAGGAUGGUUCCAGUAGACAAAGGCAUCAUUUCCAGGACUUCUCUUUUGGAGGUGGACUAUUUGAUGACAUGUUUGAAGAUAUGGAAAAAAUGUUUUCUUUCAGUGGUUUUGACACCACCAAUCGGCACACAGUACAGACUGAAAAUAGAUUCCACGGAUCUAGCAAGCACUGUAGGACUGUCACUCAAAGAAGAGGAAAUAUGGUUACUACAUACACUGACUGUUCAGGACAGUAGUUUGUUCUAUUUUGGUCCUCACUAAACUCAACUCGUUGGCUCUUCCUCAAUAUCUUUGAUGCAAAACCAUUUUCUGUGAACUAUUUUGAUAAGUGCAUGAUUUCUUUUAACUUGAUGUAGCUAUUAAAUAUAAAUUGUUUUUGACAAAUUUAGCAACAUUCAGCUAGUAGAGAAAUAGCUAAAUAUUAAUUUUCCUGAUUAGGAAAGGUUCUUUUUAAGAAAAAGAUAAAAUUCUUCCUGGUCUUUUUCUUUCCCUGCCCUUGGGCAUCUUAACAUGGCCAGUUUUAAUACCAAGAAAAGAUUGAGUUUGCCUGAUAAAUAUUUAAAGAUUAAACUUUAAGAGUUGUGGUAGAUUUAAAUUGUGUGAACUUGAAUGAUUUUUGCAGUGAACUGUUGCUAAUUUAAAAUUGCAUGCUCUGUAGCAUCUCUAAUAUGGGUUGCUAAAUGUACCCGAGACUAUAAUUGGGUUGUUCAGCAAAGGAUAGCAGUAUCUUGGUUCAUUUCCACUGAAAGCUUUAGGAAGGCAUGGCUUAAUAGUCACUAGAGACUUAACUUCUUUUUUAGCGUUGGGGUACAGGAAAUGAUUGUAAAGCUUAUAUAGACAUGUAGGAUGAAGGAAAGUUGAAAAUUCAUGAAAUAUUGCCAAGAGAUUGUUACGUUUGGUCCCUACCUAAUGAUUUUGUAGUGUUCAAGUCAUAGCUACUCUACAUAUCUUUUACAUUUCUUUCUUAGUUGUUGGCGCUCGAAGUCUUAAUAGGAAUUUAUAUAUUUUGUGUGUGUGGUUCCUCUUCUCUGCACUCACCUUUAUCUAGAAAUUGACUAAUACCUCAUUCUGUUUGUAAAAACAGCCAGUAAUUUCUGUGCAACCUUAUUAUGUGCAAUAUUUUUAAAUUCUAAGAAAUGUGUGCUUUUGUUUUCAGAUGUUCUGAUUUCUUUUGUUCCGCACUUUUCCAUGUUAUACUCCAUAUGAGUAUUAAUCCUAUGGAUACAUAUUAAAACUAGUAAAUGUCUCAUACAAUAUUGUGUGUGAGUGAGAGAAAUAUACUAUUUACAAUGUAAUGUUCUCUGUUGUCAUUUUAUUCUUAAACUUUACUCUGCAAUUCUAGAGGUAUAUGGGGUAUGUGUAAGCAGUGGCUGCCUUAUACUGAACAUAGACCAUAUUUGAGAAGUUGCUUUUGACUAAUGUGAAGCCCUGAUAUGACCUUGUUUGGUUGCCAUUUGGUAAUUUUUCUUCCUUUCAUAUCCUCAUAAAUUUUGGUAAUUAUAAUUUAGUUUAUUUACUUGCUAAGAUAAGAGCAAGUUUUCUUGCCACCUUGCCAUCUUUUCUCUGUUCAUAAAAGACUUAGCACACAGCUGUUUUUAUUAUUACCUUUAAUUUGAAAACUUUGAAGAAAAUGAAUAUUUUAUUUAUGUAACUUCAUUAUUUCCUGGAGGUUAUACCUACUUCUUUUGUUUGAUACCUUCAGUUUUUAUCUGAGGAUGAUCUGUAG
Condylura cristata (star-nosed mole) is the source of this 2359-nucleotide messenger RNA. RefSeq names its product DnaJ (Hsp40) homolog, subfamily B, member 9 (gene DNAJB9). Gene Ontology annotation, cellular component: endoplasmic reticulum. The transcript is spliced from 3 exons. Gene Ontology annotation, molecular function: misfolded protein binding; protein-folding chaperone binding. The record is from RefSeq and is a predicted model, not a curated record. NCBI's taxonomy places the organism in Eukaryota, Metazoa, Chordata, Mammalia, Eulipotyphla, Talpidae. The coding region runs from base 201 to 869 and encodes 222 amino acids.